Molecule: messenger RNA, 1632 nt
Organism: Botrytis porri
Lineage: Eukaryota; Fungi; Ascomycota; Leotiomycetes; Helotiales; Sclerotiniaceae
Exons: 1
Coding region: 1-1632 (543 amino acids)
Source: RefSeq, a predicted model, not a curated record
AUGGAUGAAUCAUUUUGCCCAAGAAUGGUUAGACGUAUAUCAGGAGUAGAGAGCCUUAGAAUCAAUACUUUCGUGCCACAAUAUAUGUCGCAGGCGACAAGUAGCUCGGCACCGGAAUGUCGAUAUCCCAUAUCAGAUUCUCCACGCGCCUCAAUAUAUCUUGAUCUUAGAGAAUUUAGACACACCGGGUCAAUUUCGGCAACCAAAAAUCGUCUCCAGAAAUACUUUUGGCUUCAACAUCAACACACAAGACGUAUAGUUGUCAUGAAGAGGAAAAUAAUGCGCAGAAUACCCACUCCGAUCAGAACUACUAUAAUGACUUUCCGAGGACGUAGUUCAACUGAGAUCAGACAAAUGAUAGUAUCUGAACCCUUCAAUGUCGCAAAGAUUGUUGAUGGCCAACCGGUUCAGAUGGCCAGAUAUCAUGAGUUGCCAGUAGCUCCUAGAAUGCCAUGCCUUCCACUCAGCUCGAAUCCGUUCAACGUAAGUGAGCUCGAAUCACCAAGUCUCAUUUUCAAGCUUCCUAUAUUGACAGCGACUACUGUAGAAGGUAGGAUAGUCGAUCCUUCAAUUCAACCACAUCGUUCAGUCAGAGCACCCCCUGUGUUCACCAAAGAAGCACGAGCAACUUUGAGCGAAACGCAGGCUUGGAAAAUCUACGCGGAGAAAACACACAAGGCCUAUAUCAAGCUCACUAAAGCAGUCAGAGAAGUCGAAAACAUGGACCGCCAACUUGAAGAAGAGAUUCAACAACUCAAAGACAAGAACGAAAAACUUGAAGAAGAGGUGCAAAAGUUCCGCGCGGCCCGUGCCGCUCCAAGUCAACAAAAAGCUUUUGCAGACCACUACAAGAUGUUAUUCGAAAGAGAAUCAGAAAAGGUUGAGUUUCUUGAAAAUGAACUCCAGAUUGCACUCAAACACUCAGCUGAAGAAUCCAAGAAGGUUGCCAUGCUUGAAAAGAAUGUUGAACUCGCAAUCAACCUCGCAGAUGCAUCCACAGCAUUAGCCGAAACCCUCCAGGCCAAUGUUCCAAAGCGAACAACAUCACAACGAUCAUCGAGAUCGACUGAAAGCUGGAGCGCUUCGGAUGAAGAAAAGUUCCACGUAGUCAAACUUCUCGCUUCAUCUUCAUCUUCAGCGACUCCUUCGCUCGACACCUCACCGAUGUCAUUAUCCUCUGAUGAUUGCACAGGCUGGAUGACAGCAGCGCAAAUCCUGGAGCUCCCAGCACCAGAGGAACAUUCAGAUCUCGAGGUCUGCGAGGACUUUCCAUCAGAAAUCGAUCCUCCGACUCUGAUUGAGCUCCCAACCACUCCCGAAUCUCCCGCCGAACUCCCAGGCUCCUCCAAAUCCCCGAUUCAACCGAGCCCCACGCUCACCCUCCAAACUCUCCUUUUUCCUACCGUUUCCCGCAUCCCCAUUUCUUCAUCUUUUACACUUAGCUCAGCUGCAUCCGCAAAUCUAAAUUGGUGUCCGAGUUUGGCUACAUGGGAAUGGUGCAGCGUGCCGGAUUUGAAGUUGACGGAAUUUUUGAAGGAGGACAAGAAGAGAAGAAGAUGCUCCGGGAGAGUUUUCGAAGGAACGGAGCUGGCGAGUUUCAGAUUGGGUGAUUGCUCUGGUAGCAGUGCUUGA